Messenger RNA from Parastagonospora nodorum SN15, 2844 nucleotides. RefSeq lists its product as hypothetical. Gene Ontology annotation, biological process: positive regulation of DNA-templated transcription. Lineage: Eukaryota; Fungi; Ascomycota; Dothideomycetes; Pleosporales; Phaeosphaeriaceae. The transcript is spliced from 3 exons. Gene Ontology annotation, molecular function: protein binding. Bases 1 to 2844 code for a protein of 947 amino acids. Gene Ontology annotation, cellular component: mediator complex. The record is from RefSeq and is a predicted model, not a curated record.
AUGGACGUUGAUGACCUGUUCGGCGACUCAGAAAAUGUAACAUUACAGGCCAUCAAUGUUGCCUCACCUGUGAAAGGACUCUCCAAGCGCAUUGAUGAGCUCGGCGCAAGUGGAUGUUGCCAAAAAAUUGCGUGGUCAAAGAAUGGCUGCGUGGCAUACAUUAGCCCAGAUGGAUACACAGCCAACCUCAAAGUUUUCUCUCGAGACACGGAGACUGGCAAGUGGGAUCUAAGAAAAGAUGUACCCCUUGACGUGCCGCAAGGGCGCGAGCAGUUCCCUUUUGUUCACCUUUCAUGGAGUCAUCUAGGCAACGACCUUGCGCUCAUGGAUGCGGCUGGCCGAGUCAUGGUCUUCUCGUGUGCAAUGGCUCUCGACCGGAUGCAAUUCAUCAGAGCAGAACUCGCACACCCAGAAGCCGAAGUGGACGGGGUCGUGGGUAUGCACUGGCUAGCUAUACAUCCAUAUGAGGCAAAGGUAAGAACACACAUUGUCAACGAUGCCAACCACCUGACACAAGCGCAGAACAACAUUGCCUGGUCAACAACACGCGAUGGCAAUAAAUGGCAAUGGCAUGUCAAGUCUCACAUGUUCAACGAUGCGUUCCAUCCUCUCGACGGAAAAGCAUCACUCAUCUAUCUCAAGAGACACGGAGAACUCAAGCUACGAUUCCAGCAGAACGACAGCAGCUGGCAAGAGGUCUCGGCCCAAUCGGCCCCGCUCAUGUCGACCAAAGAACCAUUUACGCAUGCCGCAUUUUCUUCUAACAAUGACGCAACUCUGCUGCUGGUAGCCUACGAUGUCGCGCGGCGACUUCAUCUUUAUCGCGUAGAGAUAGUAUGGAAUGUCCCACAGGAUAAGCGCAAUGCGAAUGCAGGGCCUUUCGACAAACCGGUACUGAACGUCUCACUCCUCAGCAUUGAAGACGACUGCGAUCCCAUCGGCCUGAUAAAUGGUGAUUUGAGAGGUGCAGCUGCUGCGCAGCUUACGCACCUCAACUUCCUACCGACCACACCUGAAGACGGCGAUGGUUCUUCGCCUACAAUACAAGCCAUCUUUUGUCGCCCCCCUAAUAUCAUUUCAUCAGAUCAACUGCAGGAGAACCCUUACAGCGUGAUAGUCACCUCGAAGAAGAAAAGUGUGGGUUCAAUCAGUGCCAAAACUAUCUCCAAGCUAGACCGCCAACCUGACUUCCCGCUACACUCUGUAGUUCUUGCGACCUACCCUUUGUGGUAUAAUAUGCUCCUGGCCUUUAGCUACAACGAUGGCACAAUCGAAUUCCGCAAACGGGGGACCAUGGAGGUCAUCAUGCCUGACGGCAACACUGAGACCAUGACUUCGCUGCUACAAGCUGGCUUUGCGUUCCCACACGCUGAGCCAUCCUUGCAUGUCGCCUUGUCACCAAGUCACUGCAUAGCUGUAUGCAUGCAGCAAGAUGGCACUAUCAAACUCCGAUCAAUGGAGUAUCUAGCAGGCGGUACACUCUCUUCGGACGAUGACGAUCCACGACACUCGGCCGCUCUGGCAGCACUUGUGCUCCAGUCAUCAUCUGCAGCAAACCAGUACUACUCGAGUGAUGACGUCUUCAGCAUCAUUGGCUCACUAUCAGAGAAGCGCACAAACGACUUCAUUGACCUGCUGUUCGAUGGCCUCCAGGUCAACAUCGAUUGCGGAGUUCAUGACCAGAAUGGCCAGCACUUGGUCUUACUAGGUCGCUCUCCUUUCUUUGUCAAAACUCUCUCCGCUAUGAACUUGCUAGGUCUACAUGGCCCAGCGAACCGUAGCCUAAGCAGCAAAAUAGCUUGGAUCAAUCUGAACAUCAAGUAUAUCACACAAAUCUUGACGACCAUCAUGCGGAUGCACGGUAACAUUGAGAAGACAUCGCUCCGUCCCGAAGUCGUACCUCAGUUUAUCGGUAUAUGCAGAUGGAUACUGCAUUUCAUGGCCUAUUUGAUGGACGACCUGUUCACCAUUGGCCGCGCCAUCCAGGAUCUCCCCUCGCAGUCUCUCACACGCGAGACCCUCGAGCAAAAAAUGCACGCCCUCAACAAGCCCGCUGUUCUAAUCCUCCUCUCCGCCUUUCCCCGCGCCAUGAUGAAACUCUGGCACCAGCCUAUCGGGUGGGUAAAAAAAUCAGCGGAGACCCUUGCCGGCUCUGCUGGUCCCAACCAACCCCCGAUCAGCCUGGAUAUUCGGAAACUAUACACGCCUCUGUACUCCGCCGUCAACGAAGUUCCCUUCGAUUACCGCUGGUUUGACGGGCUCGUCAACGACACGCACAACCACGUGCGUGCCGCUUACAAGCGCGCGAACCUCACCGACAUCCAGCGCAACCAUAUCGAGCGAGAGCUCAUGCUCGGCCACAUCCCCGAGAUCCUCGCACCCAUUGCAAAGCGCCUCGUCACCGAUACGCUAUGGAACGACAAAUCCGGCAACGGCUGCCUGGCCGAUAAACUCGAUAUGGGGCGUCUCAUGUUCUUCGACACCACGUGGCUCGGGUUCAACGAAAGCAAGCGCGCCAGCGAAUGGCACGACACACAUGUCGUGGACGUGUGCCAGAAGAUGAUUGUCCGAGGAACGGGCAAGCAGGAACAUCCGGUUACGGGGUCGGGCCAGCAGAUGAGGGGGAGGAGUGAUAGUAUUCAGAGCACGAAUGGCGAGACAGUGUUGGGGAAGAAGAAGGCUCAGUUGAGGCAGUGCACGAGGUGCGGUGCGUAUAUGGAGGAUGUGAUGCAGGGCACGCCGGGGUAUACGCCGCAUCAUGCGAGUUGGUUAAUGGGCGUGGCGAAGCAUUGCGUUUGUGGGAAUAGUUGGAUGUUGGCGCCGGAUAAGAUGAGGGCGAAGUGA